AUGCCCGCGUCACAAUUCGAAAAACAUGGCCGGACUGUCCCCUGGGAUGAGCAAUAUGUCGAAGAUCUCAGCCAAGCACUGCAAGCUUGUAAGGUGUGGGCUAUUUACCCUAUCGUCUGGUUAUGUUACGAGCAGAACCAGACCAAUUUGGUCUCUCAGUCCGGCCAGAUGAUUACCUACGGCAUACCGAACGACGCCGUGUCCAGUCUGAACCCCAUCUUUGUGCUGGUGGUGGUACCCCUCUUUGAACGUUGCGUUUACCCAUACAUGCACAAGGCAAAGUUGGAUCCCCGGCCAACUGUGAGAAUGACACUUGGUUUUGCCCUUAUCGCCGUAUCCAUGGCUAUAGCUGCCGGGGUUCAGCAAAUUGUCUACAAUGCGGCGCCUUGCUACGAUAGGCCGCUCGAGUGCCCGGCUUCCAACAACGGAAAGAUCCCAAAUCAGGCGAGCUUCUUACUACAAAUACCCGUCCAUAUAGUAGGCGCUAUCGGCGAAGUGCUGUGGUCCGUGUCUGGGUCGGAAUACGCUUAUAAUAAGGCAGCGCCGCACAUGAAGUCUACUUUGCAAGCCGUAACGUGA
Messenger RNA from Scedosporium apiospermum, 579 nucleotides. RefSeq lists its product as uncharacterized. NCBI's taxonomy places the organism in Eukaryota, Fungi, Ascomycota, Sordariomycetes, Microascales, Microascaceae. Gene Ontology annotation, cellular component: plasma membrane; fungal-type vacuole. Gene Ontology annotation, biological process: transmembrane transport. The transcript is spliced from 2 exons. Gene Ontology annotation, molecular function: dipeptide transmembrane transporter activity; tripeptide transmembrane transporter activity. Bases 1 to 579 code for a protein of 192 amino acids. The record is from RefSeq and is a predicted model, not a curated record.